AUGCAGGCUGGCAAGGCGGAGGUGGGCUACACCCCCUCCAUCCCGUCGCUAACGCUCAGUGUGGGCUGCUGCUCCAAGCUCCUGUCUCUCUGUCCUCCCUCCCAGCGCUAUGCUGCUGCCUCCUGGUUCCGGGACAACAUCAAGAAGAAGGAAUGCCUUCUCUUUGCAGAAGGCAAAAAGGAAGGGUUCUGUCAGUGUGGCUACCCUAGGUCCCUGCAUGAGGAGGCGGCCCUGAAGCCAGCAGGCGGUGCCGGCCAGUCCUGGGACCGACACCAACACACCCACGAGGUCCCUACCGAUGCCUUCGGGGAGGUGGUCUUCGGGGGUCUGGGUCAGAAGACCAGCAAGUAUGCCCGUGUGUCAAUAGAUACCACCCCUGAGGUGUUGUACAAGCUGCUGACGGAACAGUGGGGACUAACCCCCCCCAACCUGCUGAUCUCGGUGACCGGGGGGGCCAAGAACUUCUACCUGAGGGCCCGCCUCAAGAGCAUGUUCCACAGGGGCCUCAUCAAGGUCGCCAAGACAACAGGGGCGUGGAUAAUGACGGGGGGCAGCCACGCGGGGGUGAUGAAGUACGUGGGCCAGGCGGUCAGGGACCAGGCCCUGAGCAGCAGGUCCACCCACGGCCAGAUGGUGGCCAUCGGGAUGGCCUCCUGGGGGGCCAUUCACAACCGGCAGGCACUGGUGCAGAAGGGGCUCCACCUGGCCAGGUACUCCAUGGACGUGCAGGGCCAGGGCCGGCUGACCUGCCUGGACGACAACCACAGCCACUUCCUUCUGGUGGACGACGGGACCCACGGGCGCUACGGCGUGGAGAUCGAGCUGAGGAGCCGCCUGGAGAAGUUAAUCUCCCAGAAGCCCCUGGGGAACUCAGAGAGCGGUCUGAAGAUCCCGGUGGUGUGUGUGGUUCUGGACGGCGGGCCGGGCACUCUAAACACCAUCUUCAAUGCCAUGCUGAACGGGACCCCCUGUGUGAUCCUGGAGGGCUCCGGGAGGAUUGCGGACGUGAUCGCCCAGGUGGCGGGGUGGCCCCUGGCUCGCGUUACCAUCGCCCUCAUCCACCAGCUCAUGAGCAAGUUCUUCGGCAGCGAGUACAACACCUUCUCUGCCCUGAAGAUCAUAGAAUGGACCAAGAAGAUUCAGGACAUCAUUAGGAUGUCUCACUUGCUGACCGUGUUCAGAAUAAGCGAGGAGCAGCACGGAGAACUGGACGUGGCCAUCCUCCUGGCCCUCCUCAAAGUCUCCAGGAACCAGGAGACGGGGGCCAGGGACAGCUGGCAGAGGCAGCUGGAGCUGGCUGUGGCUUGGAACAGGGUGGACAUCGCGGAGACGGAGAUCUUCACGGAGGAGAGCCAGUGGAAGUCCAGGGACCUGGAGCAGGCCAUGUUCUCCUCCCUGACGGGCCUGAAGCCAGAGUUUGUGCGCCUGCUGCUGGAGAACGGGGUGAGCCUGGGCCGCGUGUUGGCGCAGGACGACGCCCUGUGCGACCUCUACAACCACCUGCCCGGCUGCUUCUUCCUCAGCCAGACGGUGCGCCGCGUGCACAGAGGGGCCCGCAGCGGGCCCCAGGGCCUCUUUGUGCGGGGUCGGGCUGCGCCGGACCACGGUGCCCGGAUCUCCAUGAGCCACGUGUCGGAGGAGGUGCGCCAUCUGCUGGGCAGCUUCACCGAGCACAUCUACCCCUCCAAGGGCGUCAGCAACGAGGGCCGCGACGAAUACUCCAUCACCAUAGAUCCACAGGAGGCGGGCGGGGAGGGUUCCAGCGAGGCCCCCAGGGACCCGGGCACGGACCUGUUCCUCUGGGCCGUGCUCCAGAACAACAGGGAGCUAGCCCAAAUUGGCUGGGAACAGUGUAAAGACUGCAUGUGUGCUGCACUGGCAGCCAGUAAGAUCCUGAAGAAGAUGGCAGAGGAGGUCAAGGAUGCAGAGGAGACGGAACAGAUGAUGGAGCUAGCCAACAUCUAUGAGAAACACGCUAUAGGAGUAUUCAGUGAGUGCCACAGUUGUGAUGAGGAGCGGGCCCAGAAGCUGCUGAUCCGGGUGUCCCCGUCCUGGGGCCGGACUACCUGCAUCAGGCUGGCCCUGGAGGCAGAUGACAAGGGCUUUGUAGCCCACCACGGAGUCCAGAUGCUGCUGACCCAGAUCUGGUGUGGUGAGCUUGCUGUGGAGAAUCCUUUGUGGAGAGUCUUCCUCUCCAUGGUAUUCUUCCCCCUCAUCUUCACCGGCUUCCUAGGCUUCAGACGUGACGAGGUGAUCCAGAGAGAAGCUCAGAGGACGGAGGACAUCAUCACCAUGGAGACGAUGACAGGAAGUGUACGGCGGACCAACGGUAAUACGUUGUAACCCCCCAGCACCAAGCAGCUGCAGCCCCUGAGGGGGUGUUCCCGGUUGGCCAGCCUGUACGGCUCGCCCCUGGUGAAGUUCUACUGGAACAUCCUGUCCUACUUCGGUUUCCUCUUCCUGUUCGCCGUGGUGCUGAUGGUGGACUUCCAGAGCGCCCCCUCCUGGCUGGAGGUGCUGCUCUACAUCUGGCUGGCCACCCUGGUGUGUGAGGAGGUCCGGCAGCUUUUUCAUGACCCUGAUGGGUUUGGAUUCAGCAAAAAGGCCAAGCUCUAUAUCAGUGACCUGUGGAACAUUCUGGACGUGCUGUCCAUUCUUCUCUUCAUCAUCGGCCUCGCCUUUAGGCUAACGACAGAGCUGUUCUACGCGGGGAAGAUCCUCCUCUGCAUCGACUACAUCGUGUUCUGCCUCCGCCUGAUGGCCAUCUUCACCAUCAGCAAGACCCUGGGCCCCAAGAUCAUCAUCGUCAAGAGAAUGGUCAUGGACUUGUUCUUCUUCAUGUUCCUGCUGAGCAUCUGGGUGGUGGCGUACGGCGUGGCCAAGCAGGGCAUCCUGAUCCACAACGAGGGGCGGCUGGACUGGAUCCUCCGGGGGGCCGUGUACGAGCCCUACCUCAUCAUCUUCGGCAACGUCCCCACCAACAUAGACAAUGCGGAGUUCGACAUUGAGUCAUGCACCAUUGACGGCUCCAACCCCCUAAAGCCCAAGUGUCCGCUGCUGAACGACCACCAGAUGCCCGCCUUCCCGCCCUGGCUCACCAUCUUCAUGCUCUGUGUGUACCUGUUGUUCGCCAACAUCCUGCUGCUCAACCUGCUCAUCGCCAUCUUCAACUACACCUUUCAGGUGGUGCACGACAAUACGGACAGCAUCUGGAAGUUCCAGCGGUACGAGCUGAUCAAGGAGUACCACACCCGCCCUGCUGCCCCCCCGCCCCUCAUCCUCUUCUCCCACCUCUACCUCCUUAUCCGUCAGGCUCUGCUAUGCAGGCCGGCGCACAAGAGCAGUGAAUUCAAGGUGGAGCUUCUGCAGGCCGAGGAGGAGGAGCUGCUGUCCUGGGAGGCUCUGAUGAAGGACAACUACCUGCUGUCCACACGACAUGAGCAGAGCCAGAGCAUUGAGCGACGCAUCAAUGACACCGCCCAGAAGGUCAGCACCCUGGCAGAGGGACUGGAACAGGACAGCAGCGCUGCUGCUGUGGCCAAACACCUGGCCCGGCUUGAGGAGCAGGUCUCCCAGUCGAGCAAGGCUCUGCAGUGGAUCAUGGACAGUCUCCAAACCCAGGGCCUCCACGCUGGAGAGGAACCGCCUCAACUCAGAGAGGCUUUUUCCAAAUAUCUUCUCAUGUUUGAUCUGCAAUGUGUCCUUUACUCAUUGCUGCUCGUCUCACCUCCCAUCCCGUCUCUCUUAGCAGCGGAGAGUGAGCCUCCAGGAGCCGGCUCGGGAGAAGGGGAGCGAGAAGAGGCCGGCUUCCACGUCAAAGCCCGGCUCUUCAGCUACCCCGGGGCCAAGGGUCCCCGCUUCCCCGUGCCUGAGGAGAUGGUCCCAUGGGAGGUGACCGCCACCUUCCUCAUCAUCAUGGUGACCUUUGGAUCCUACGACCCUCCGACAUACGACCCGGAGGAGAGCGAGGACUGCCUUGAUGGAUCCCACAGGAAAGCCUUAGAAAAACACAGGAACCCUGGAGGGAGGACCGGCCUCAUUGGCAGGGGGGCCCUCCCCCAGCUGGGGGCCAACCCGGUGCUGGAGCUGGUUCUGACCCGUUGGAGAAACCAGGACCGAUCAGCCUUAGAGUUCCUGGCUGUCUGGGACCAGUUCCAGGAGAGCUGGGCUCUACCUGGGGGGCCUGUGCAGUCAGAAAACCACCUGCCAGCGGCUCUUGAGAAGAUGAUGGGGAAGCAGCUCUACCAGUACAUACAGGAGAAGGUAGAGGAGGGAACUAAGGUGUUUGAAGGCUAUGUAGAUGAUGCCAGGAACACAGACAACUCCUGGGUGGAAGUGACCGUCCUGGCCCUUGAACUGGACAGAACCGGCCCUCUGAUGACCAGCAUCAACCUCAUGGUGGCCCACACCAGGGGGUCCGUGGAGGUGUUGGAGUGGCAGGAGGUGAGUGGCAGGGCUCGUCUGAGUGCCUACCAGAGAGACAGCCUGCUACGCGUGGCAGAGCUGCACCACAGGAAGUUCUAACGCUCCUCGUUUCUGAUUGGCUAGCUGUGGCUUCAGACUCACAGUUACUUUUAUUGUGGAAGUGACUCCUUGAAGUUCUACAGUGCACAGAUUUCAAGCGCCAUAACUUGAGCAUCUUUCCCCUUGUAUGUGCUAAAGCCUGAGAAGGUCUUUAUUUGUUUACUCCACCAGUGCACCAUUACUUUGCUCAUAAGAUAAUCAAAGGAAUGUUGGAACACUUACAGUG
This is a messenger RNA of Gadus chalcogrammus (walleye pollock), 4750 nucleotides long. It is a transcript of the gene trpm2, whose product is annotated as transient receptor potential cation channel, subfamily M, member 2. Gene Ontology annotation, cellular component: membrane. Gene Ontology annotation, biological process: calcium ion transmembrane transport. Gene Ontology annotation, molecular function: ligand-gated calcium channel activity. The transcript has 33 exons. The record is from RefSeq and is a predicted model, not a curated record. NCBI's taxonomy places the organism in Eukaryota, Metazoa, Chordata, Actinopteri, Gadiformes, Gadidae.